AUGCCCAAGAAGCAGUCUUCCUGUCUCUGUGCUGUUCAGGGUCAUCUGAGAAGCUGUGGGCUAGAUCCCCCACAGGGACAGUGCCGAUGCCCUCCUUCUUCAGCCACAGCAUUGGGUUGGGUCCAGCGCAAUCGGGGAGUGAAGUGCGAGCCGGGUAGCGCGGGGAUCCAGGACACCCCAGUGAGGCAAGAGCCUCCGGAGAGUCAGGUUCCAGGUCCAGAGCCUGGCGCGCAGGGGAUCCCCACAAGGGGGCGGAGGGAAACCUUGGAGGCCCCCGGGAGGAGGCGCAGCCAGCGGCUGGGCGCGCGCAACCGAGCGCACUCGCCGCCCCUCGGCUCGGGGCAGAGGGUGGGGAGGGGGCUGAAGAGACCAUCGGGUUCUCCGAAGUUUCGGGUGAUUCUUUCAGCCCGGAGACCCGCCUCCCAGUGGCGUGCUCCCCAAGAGGGGGCCUUCUGCGCCGCCCCCCCACCCCGGCACUACACGGUCGAAGGAUCGCGCGCCGGGCUCCCUCCCCAGCUCAGUCUCCUCCCCACGCGCCCCCUCUCCGCCGCGCCGGCCAGCGCGGGCUGCGUCCCCGGCACUGCCCCCCGCCCGCGCCCGAGCCCGAGCUGCCGCGCCGCCGCAGGCUGCGGGAGCUGCGCCGCCCGUGCUCACGCCUCGCCCGUGCUCCCGGCGCGCCCCGGCCCCGCUCGGCCCCGGCUCCCCGCUCCCCCGCGCGCGGACCAUGGAGUGAGGGGGCGGGCGGCCCCGCGACGCGCUCCCGCAGCCGGCGAGGCCGGAGCCAGACCGGGUGGCCUCACCAGCCGGCGGAGUUGGCUAGCGGCGGGCCCUCCUCCCGCCGGUCCUUCCCCGCUCCUCCUCCUCGGCCGCCGCCGCCCCCGCCUCCCGGCCGCCCCCGCCGCCCCCGCCGCGCCGCCGCCCGAGGCCGAGCGCGGACGCCGAGCGUGGGAGCCAUGGCGCGCGAGGAGGAGAGGGACCCCGAGCGCCGGGAGGCGGCGGCGCGGGCCAGCGGCGAAGAGGAGGAGGAGGAGGGCGAAGAGGGACUGA
Messenger RNA from Lutra lutra (Eurasian river otter), 1047 nucleotides. Its product is annotated as transcription initiation factor TFIID subunit 4-like. Lineage: Eukaryota; Metazoa; Chordata; Mammalia; Carnivora; Mustelidae. The record is from RefSeq and is a predicted model, not a curated record. The transcript is spliced from 3 exons. Bases 1 to 1047 code for a protein of 348 amino acids.